Canis lupus familiaris (dog) is the source of this 414-nucleotide messenger RNA. RefSeq names its product MAM and LDL-receptor class A domain-containing protein 1-like. Bases 1 to 414 code for a protein of 137 amino acids. The record is from RefSeq and is a predicted model, not a curated record. Gene Ontology annotation, molecular function: protein binding. The transcript has 3 exons. NCBI's taxonomy places the organism in Eukaryota, Metazoa, Chordata, Mammalia, Carnivora, Canidae. Gene Ontology annotation, cellular component: plasma membrane.
AUGACCUUUGAGCUGUCAUCAAGACCCAAGGGCCAAGAGCAGUGUGCCAAACUCAUGGCAGAUGUCUACUUCUGUGAUUCAGCCCUGACCAGGGUCUCAGGAGCCAAAUUUCCCAAGUGGAGGCUACAAAAAGUCUUGUGGCCCCCCCAGCCAUCAUCCUGUGAAGCCCAUCAGUUUUCUCGUAUCUACACACUCCAGUGUGUCCCCCUCUCUGGGAAAUGUAACAGACAGGAAGACUGCAUAGAUGGCUCUGACGAAAUGGGUUGUUCUCUCAGCCCCCCGCCUCAGCGCUGUGGUGAAAUGGAGUUCCAGUGCUCCAGCAACGAGUGUAUCCCAUCUCUCCUGCUAUGUGAUGGAGUGUCCGACUGCCACUUUAAUGAAGAUGAAUCCAGCUGCUAUUAUGCAUAUGAGUGA